Molecule: messenger RNA, 10792 nt
Organism: Synchiropus splendidus (mandarinfish)
Lineage: Eukaryota; Metazoa; Chordata; Actinopteri; Syngnathiformes; Callionymidae
Gene: ep300a
Product: E1A binding protein p300 a
Exons: 31
Coding region: 416-8893 (2825 amino acids)
Biological process (GO): positive regulation of transcription by RNA polymerase II
Cellular component (GO): histone acetyltransferase complex; transcription regulator complex; nucleus
Molecular function (GO): transcription coactivator activity; histone acetyltransferase activity; chromatin DNA binding
Source: RefSeq, a predicted model, not a curated record
CAUUAUCUUCAUCCACCGGAGUGGAGGCUGGAAUGACGGAUGCAGCCAUGGAAGAAGACCGACCCUCCUCUGGAUUUACGUCGGUGGAUCUCGUGUAAGUUUAGAGGGAAGCCGCUGCGUGAGUCUCCCCUCUUUACUUUCGCCGUCCCCCUCCUCCUGCUCCUCCGCUGGACCAAAUUUAUAAAGAACAAAAAAUUCGCCGAGGGAGGGAGGGGGGUUGAUUAUACGCCGAGGCUGAAAUCGAGAAGCGAAUCCAGGGAAAGAGGAGUACAUCGUACACGGGACUUUCCCCCUCUUAGUCCCCCAAAAGGAGGGGGAAAAGUCGCAUUAAAUCGAAAAGAGACGGGAUGGUUUUCUAAGGGCGUGAAAGCGUCUGCAAUUGUGGAUACUUUACAUAUUUUUAUUUCGAAAAAAUAUGGCCGAGAACGUUCUGGACUCUGGCCCGCCUUCAGCCAAGAGGCCUAAACUCUCAUCUCCGGCACUUUCCGCAUCUGCCAGCGAUGGAAAUGAUUUUGGCUCAUUCUUCGACCUGGAGCAUGAUCUACCAGAUGAGCUCAUCAGCUCAAAUGAAUCAGGUCUGCUUAAUGGUGGCGACCUAAACCAGUUGCACACAUCGCUGGGAGGAGUCACUGGAAGUCUGAGUCCUGGAGCUGGCAGUGGAGGUGCUGCAGCUAUGGGUCUUGGUCUGGGCCCGGGUGGAGGUCCGGUGGGCGUCAGUGGAGGCCAGGACGCUGUUGCUAAGCACAAACAGCUUUCUGAACUCUUGCGGUCAGGGGGACCUUCAUCAACACCACAGGGGCAUCAAGGUGCUAUGGGCAGCCCAGGAGGCUCAGCAGGUAUUGGCCAACACUUAGCAAACCUGAAAGCCCUGCCUGGGCAGAGUCCUCAGCAGAUGAUGGGUCAGGGACAGCCACAGCACCUCUCCCCUCAGCAGCAGACCAACUUGAUGCAGCAGAACCCUGCGGCUGGAAUGAUGGGCGGCAUGAACAGAGCCAUGAUGGGAGCACAGCAGAAAGGAAAUAAUGGGCAGCAGCAGCCUGGUAUGAUGGGGAGCCAGGUGAUGAAUGGUUCACCCAGGAUGGGAUUUGGGAACCAGGGCCUUGGCGGCAACACCAACUUGUUGGCUGAGACCUUACAACAGCAGGCAGGCGGGACCCAGGCUGGGAUGAGAGGCCAGCAACCUGGAGCCAUGAGCAAGAUGGGCAUGAUGGGGAACCCUGGUAUGCCCUUUGGGGGUCCGUUCACAGGGCAGGCAAAUCCAGGACUAGGAGGAACGGGGCUUGGUCCACAGCACCAGAACAAAGGUCCUAUGACCAACAGCCUCGCCCAGUUUAACGUGGAUAAGAAGAACCAGCCAAUGCAAGGAUUGGCUCCCAUGGGCUCCCAGCAGCCGCAGACAGGAGGCAGUGGUCCUACUGGGGUUCUUGCAGGUGGUACACCUGGUAUUGUUUCCAAUGCUCCAGCUGGCCUUGUAGGACCUGGUGGCCAGAUUUCUGCAGUAGCAUCAGCAGCGGCGGGAGCACCACCCACUGCCGAUCCUGAGAAGCGCAAAUUGAUCCAGCAACAACUGGUACUUUUGCUCCAUGCUCACAAGUGCCAGCGGCGGGAGCAGGCAAAUGGUGAAGUCAGGCAGUGCAACCUACCACAUUGUCGAACCAUGAAGAACGUCCUUAACCACAUGACGCAUUGUCAGGCCGGCAAGUCCUGCCAGGUGGCACAUUGUGCAUCGUCCAGACAGAUCAUCUCCCACUGGAAGAACUGUACACGACAUGACUGUCCUGUAUGUCUGCCACUGAAGAACGCUGGGGACAAGAGGAACCCACAGUGUGAGUCCUUAUUGAGUGGAGCAGCAGCGGGUCUAAGCAACUCACUAAGAGGAGGACCUGGGGCUCCCUCAAGCGCUCCGAAUCUCAACCCGACCAGCCAGAUUGACCCGAGCUCCAUUGAACGAGCGUAUGCAGCACUAGGCCUCACGUACCAGGGAAACCAGAUCCAGCCCCAGACGAAUAUGCCCAACCAAGGGCUACAAGGCCAGCCGGGCAUGAGGCCUAUGGGUCCAAAUCCAUUGGGUGUGAAUGGCGGUGUAGGCGCAGCAUCUCAGAGUCAGCAAGCCAGUCUUCUACAGGAUACCAUGAUGCACCUCAAUGUUAACAGCCAAGGACUAAUGAACGAUGCUGGGGGAGUAGGGUCGAUGCCCACCGCCGCCCCACCCUCGGCUGCGGGGAUGAGGAAGAGCUGGCAUGAGGACAUAACUCAGGACCUGCGGAACCAUUUGGUACACAAACUUGUCCAAGCCAUCUUCCCAACACCUGAUCCUGCCGCUUUGAAGGACCGUCGAAUGGAGAACUUGGUGGCAUAUGCCAGAAAAGUUGAGGGAGACAUGUAUGAAUCUGCCAACAACAGAGCUGAGUAUUAUCAUCUGCUGGCAGAGAAGAUCUAUAAAAUCCAGAAGGAGCUGGAGGAGAAAAGGAGGACCCGGUUGCAGAAGCAGGGUCUUGGGCUUGGACCUGCUGGUAUGGGACAGCCACCAACUGGACUUCCACCCAAUGGUCCACUACCUGAUCCUUCAAUGGUGCGACACACUGGGCCAAAUUCGAUGGUCAACAGACUCCAAAACCCUGCCAUGAAUCAGUUCAAUCAGUUGGGGAUGCAGUCAAUGAGCCAAAGGUCCACACCUCCUCUCCCCUCGAGCAAUCAGAUGGGAAUGAUUGGUCCGAGAAUGGGGCAGUCAAAUGUGAACCAGCUGCAGAAUCAGUAUCUGUCCCAGGGACAGUUUCCAGGUACAGGACCACCAGCUGGAGCACCGCAACCUGGACUGUCCCAGCCUGGAUCACAGGGAAACAUUGCUCAGACGCAAAUUGGCACUCCUCCUUCUCUCCCGGUUGCUAGUCCAAUGGCACAGUCAAAUUCAGUUGGUGGUCCUGGUGGACUCUCUGCAGUGGGGUCAAUGGGUCCUCAGAGUGUGAGUGGCCCAAACUCUGUCGGUGCUCCUGUUUCCUCCAUCACUCCAUCAAAUGCAAAUCAGCAGCCCAACUCCUUGCAACAUUUGGGUGCUAUGCGUGGCAGCUCCCCCUCCCCUGCUCACAGUAGAUCACCCACACCCCACCAGACACCACCAAGACUUGCGGGAUCCCAAACCCCUCAGCCACACACACCUACUGCAGCCCAGCUUGUACCACCUCAAGCACAGCAGCAGUUACAGCUCAACCAGGGUCCGGGUUCUAAUAAGCCUACCCAGCAGCCACACAUCGGGCCUCCAGGAUCCACCACUCCAUCUCACACUGGACUGGGAUCUAGUUCAACACCACAUGGUGCUCAACUGCCCCUCACUCCGCUGUCCCAGAAGGGCUCAUUUCAAGCGGAGAACCAGGCCCUCACCCCUGCAUCUGUCAGCAGCCUGGACACUUCCUCUCAGCAGCCUCAGUCGGAGACCUCAACCACACACCUUGACUCCAAAAUGGAGGUGAAACAACAGGACGAGGAAGAAGAGAGUGACACUGGAAGCUGCUCCAAAGGAGGAAAACUCGGCAAACUAAAAACGGAGGAAAAACCGAUCAAGCCUGAAUGUAAGAAAGAAGAGUGCGCUGGUGAAGGAGGGAAAGGAGUUCCCAUGGACACAACAACGCAAGUAGGUGCAGUCAAGUCAGAAGACAAGAAACCUGAAGUGAAGAAGGAGGUGAAAGAGGAAGAUGAGCAGUCGGAGGGAAAUGUAGCACAGGCGCCAAUGAAGAAGAAAAUUUUCAAACCAGAGGAGCUUAGGCAGGCGUUGAUGCCAACACUGGAGUCGCUCUACAGACAAGAUCCAGAGUCGCUACCUUUCAGGAUGCCAGUUGACCCUCAGCUGCUGUGCAUACCUGACUACUUUGACAUUGUGAAGAACCCCAUGGACUUGUCCACUAUUAAGAGAAAACUUGACACUGGUCAGUACCAGGAUCCCUGGCAGUACGUGGAUGAUAUCUGGCUGAUGUUCAACAAUGCCUGGCUGUAUAACCGUAAAACCUCUCGAGUUUACAAGUACUGCUCCAAACUGGCCGAGGUGUUUGAGCAGGAGAUAGACCCAGUCAUGCAGAGCCUUGGCUACUGUUGCGGCAGGAAGCUGGAGUUCUCUCCUCAGACAUUAUGCUGCUAUGGAAAGCAGCUGUGCACUAUCCCCCGAGACGCUGCUUACUUCAGCUACCAGAACAGGUACCACUUCUGCGAGAAGUGUUUCAACGAGAUCCAGGGAGAGACGGUUUCCCUGGGUGAUGACCCAACGCAGCCUCAAACCUCAAUUAACAAAGAUCAGUUUGAAAAGAAAAAGAAUGACACACUGGACCCUGAGCUGCUAGUUGAAUGUUUGGACUGUGGACGCAGGAUGCAUCAGAUUUGUGUCCUGCACAAUGAUACGAUCUGGCCAUCGGGGUUUGUGUGUGAUGGCUGUUUAAAGAAGACUAAUAAGACACGGAAAGAAAACAAGUAUUCAGCAAAAAGAUUGCCACCAACCAGGUUGGGCUCUUACCUAGAGACGAGGGUGAACGACUAUCUGAAGCGUCAGAACAAUCCAGAGGCUGGAGAGGUUUUCAUCCGUGUAGUGCAUGUUUCUGACAAAGUGGUGGAGGUCAAGCCAGGAAUGAAGUCUAGAUUUGUGGACAGUGGAGAGAUGUCUGAGUCUUUUCCAUACAGAACAAAAGCUCUCUUUGCAUUCGAGGAUAUCGAUGGAGCUGACGUCUGCUUCUUUGGAAUGCAUGUUCAAGAGUAUGGAUCCGACUGCCCUCAACCUAACCAGAGGAGAGUUUACAUAUCCUAUCUGGACAGUGUGCACUUUUUCCGACCAAGAAUCCUGAGAACAGCAGUUUAUCAUGAAAUUCUCUUGGGCUACUUGGAGUAUGUUAGGAGAUUGGGGUACACGACUGGUCACAUCUGGGCCUGCCCACCUAGUGAAGGAGAUGAUUACAUCUUCCAUUGUCACCCUGCUGAUCAGAAGAUCCCAAAGCCCAAACGCCUGCAGGAGUGGUACAAGAAGAUGCUAGACAAAGCUGUGGCAGAGCGGAUAGUGCAUGAUUACAAGGACAUAUUCAAGCAGGCGACAGAGGAUCGUUUGACCAGUGCUAAAGAGCUGCCGUACUUUGAGGGAGACUUCUGGCCUAAUGUCCUGGAGGAGAGCAUCAAAGAGCUGGAGCAGGAGGAAGAAGAGAGGAAACGGGAGGAGAACAGCACUUCGAACGAGAGUAUUGACGAUCAGAAAGGUGACAGUAAGAACGCCAAAAAGAAGAACAAUAAGAAGACAAGUAAGAACAAGAGCAGUCUGAGCCGAGCCAAUAAAAAGAAGCCAGGGAUGCCCAAUGUCUCCAAUGACUUAUCGCAGAAGCUUUACGCAACCAUGGAAAAACACAAAGAGGUUUUCUUCGUAAUAAGGCUGAUCGCAGGGCCUAUGGCCAAUGCCUUGCCACCAAUUGUCGACCCUGAUCCUUUAAUGGCAUGUGAUCUCAUGGACGGGCGGGAUGCCUUUCUCACGUUGGCCCGGGACAAGCACUUAGAAUUCAGCUCGCUGAGGAGGUCCAAAUGGAGCUCUAUGUGCAUGCUGGUGGAGCUGCACAACCAAAGUCAGGAUCGCUUUGUUUACACUUGCAAUCUUUGCAAACAUCAUGUGGAAACACGCUUCCACUGCACUGUCUGUGAGGACUAUGACCUCUGCAUCUCGUGCUACAACACAAAGGGUCACGAGCACAGGAUGGAGAAGUUAGGCCUCGGACUUGAUGAUGAGAGCAACAGCCAGGCCUCAGCUACCACUCAGAGCCCUGGAGACUCUCGGCGCCUCAGCAUCCAGCGCUGCAUCCAGUCCCUUGUCCACGCGUGUCAGUGUCGAAAUGCAAACUGUUCACUGCCGUCCUGCCAGAAGAUGAAACGAGUGGUUCAGCAUACUAAAAGCUGCAAAAGGAAGACAAACGGCGGCUGCCCCAUCUGCAAACAGCUCAUCGCACUGUGUUGCUACCAUGCUAAACACUGUCAGGAGAACAAGUGCCCAGUCCCGUUCUGUCUGAACAUCAAGCACAAGCUCCGUCAGCAGCAGCUGCAGCAUCGGUUGCAACAUGCUCAGAUGCUCAGACGACGAAUGGCCAGCAUGCAGAGAGCUGGCAAACCUGGGGGAGGUCCAGGCGGGAAUGGCUUGCCCUCGCCAGUGCCCAACAAUGGUGGCCCUGGGACACCAACAUCUGCAGGUACACAGCCACCCACACCACAGACACCCACACAGGGGAACUUGCCUGCUCUUCCCCAGCAGCAGGUUGUUGGCAUGGGGGGCUUGGGCGCUCCUGGACAACAGCAACAGCCAGGUGGAACCAUGGCUUCUCAGCAUCACCUCCAUCACCAGUUUCAGUCAAUGGGUGGUGGAGGGGGUAUGAUCAACUCCCCUCAGCAACAGAUGGUUUCCCAGCUCCAGCAGCAGCCCCCCAAUGUCCAACAAAUCCAGCAGCCACAGCAACACCCUGGUGGUUUGCCCCCUUACAAUCCUCGACCUCCUGGGGCUUCUCCCAUCCACCAGUCCAUGGGAAAACCUGGACUUGGCCCUGCCACUCCACCACAGCAGCAGCAACAACCCAACCAGAACCAAGGGCCAAUGCCUGCACCUGGACAGCAGCAAGGACCCCCUUUGGCUGCAGUAGAGACUGCUCUGAAAAUCCAGCGCCUGGCUGAAACCCAGAGACAAAUGGCUCAGGCUCAAGCCCAGAUUCGUGGGUUAGGCCAGGGACCCAUGAUGCCCUCUCACCCUCAUCACCAAAACACCCCAGGCCAAAUGGGAAUGCAUCACAUGGGGGCCCAGGGCAUCCCCCCUCAGGCUCAGGGGGUCGUAGGCAGGGCUAUGUUAGAUCCUCAGCAACAGGGAAUGCUGGCUGGGAUGCAGCCAGGUGCCCCCCAGUCUCAGUUACCACCGCAGGUUCAACAGCAUCUCCAGUCAGGAGCUGGUGGACAAAUUGGCCAAGGAAAUCCACAGUGGGGGGCUGGAGGUCCUGCACUAAACCCACAACAGAGGGCAGGCAUGAUGGGUCACAUGGCAUCACCGUCAGUAGUUGCACAACAGCAGCAAAUGAAUCCGCAACAGCCACAGCCAGGAAACAGGGCACUGAUGCAAGUGAUGGGUGUUUCUGGGGCGGGACCGGGCGCGCCCCCUGCUAUGCCAGGUGCUGGUGGACCAGGAAACCUGCCACAGGCUGCACUGCAAGACCUUCUGCGGACACUUCGCUCCCCAAGCUCGCCACUUCAGCAGCAACAAGUCUUGAGUAUUCUUCGAUCCAACCCAACUCUUAUGGCUGCUUUCAUCAGGCAGAGAGCUGCUCGAUAUCAAGGUGUCCAAGGAGGUCAGGGGGGUCCCGUUGUUCCAGGUGGACCACCACAAGGUCCCGGAGCUGUUAGGUUUCCAGGGCCUAAUGGGGGUGCAACUCCUAUGGGGGGUCCUGGUGUUAAUCAGCUGGCUAAUAUGGAUGGGCAGCAGCAGGUGCCAGUGAACCAAGCUGGCCAGUCGGUGCAUAGCAUGGGUCAGGGUGGCACUACUGGAGGAAACAUGCCCACCAUGGCUCAGCUGCAGCAGCUGCAACAGCGUCCAAUGUUGCCUGGAAAUUUACAGCAGCAACAAAUGGCUGCCCUACAACAACAACAACAACAACAACAACAGCAGCAGCCGCAGCAGGGAGCAAUGCAACCAGGGCAACAGAGCAACAUGUCCAAUAUGAGUCCACAAUUCAGGGAUCUGAUGAGAAGACAUCUGCAGCAGCAGCAACAGCUCCAGCAACAGCAACAACAACAACAACAACAGCAGCAGCAGCAACAACAACAGCAACAACAAAUGGGGAACCAUGGACAGUUCCAACAGCCUCAAGGGCUGCAACCACAGAACCAACAGGGCUUCAUGCAGGCUGGUCAGGGGCCACAAGGAACAACUUCCCAGCCACAGUCGGCAACUGGAGUUGGGGGUGCGCAGCCACAGCAAGGGGGGCCACAAGCUGCACCAGGACAACAACCAGGGUACCAGGGCUCUGUGUCCCACGUAGCUGCUGCCCUUCAGCAAAGGUUACACCAGAUGCAGAUGCAGCAGCAGCAACAACAGCAACAGCAAAAUUCAAUGGGGGGGCUUCAAGGGCAAGAUGGCGUACCAGGUGCUGGAGCGGCAGGACCAGGUGGACCACAGCACCAGCCUGGACAAGGUGGACCUGCUCAGGUCCAGCAGCAGCAGCCGCAGACUACUCUGGGUGGUGGGGUCGGUGGACCUCAAAUGCCUCAGUCAACCCAAAGCAUCCUUCACCAGAACAUCCAUCAGAGGCUCCUGCAGCAGCAGCAGCAGCAGCAGCAGCAACAACAACAGCAGCAGCACCUUGGUGGGGGCUCUCCAGCCCAGCACAGCAGCCCCAUGAGCCCUCAACAGCCGUUGGCACAGUCGCCUCAUCUCCAGGGUCAAGGUGGACUUGGUCCUGCAGGUCCACUCAGCAGUCAGGUCAGGUCACCCCAACCAUCUCCACGGCCACAAUCGCAGCCUCCUCGUUCCAGCCCCUCCCCCCGCAUGCAGCCCUCCUCCCAACCUCAGCCCCAGCCUUCCCCUCAUCGCAUCUCCCCCCAAACUCAGACAGGAUCUCCUCACCCGGGCCACAUGGGCCAACACCACCCCAGUAUGGCACCACCUCAACCACCACAACCGCAGACAAUACCACAGCAGCAGCAGGCUGGUUCUGUGGAUCCCAGCCAGUUCAGCGCAGACCAGAACGCCAUCUUGUCUCAGCUAAGCGGAAUGACGGCUAUGCAUGGAGGCCAGGGGGCGCCGUCAGACAUGCUGGGAGGUAACAACAACAACAACAACAAUAAUAACAACAACAACAACAACCAGGAGUUAUCGACGAACAUUAACCACAGUUUGGACAUCAUGUAGCCUUGACUCCACACUGUUUGCCUAUUUGAACAGUCGUGGCUCACGUCAAACUGCCAUGGAGGGGAGAACGCUAAUCUGGAUUACAGAUUUUGGGUUUAGAGGUUAUUAUUUUGUAUUUAAAUAUUUUUGUGAUGUAUAACUAUAAAGUGAAGCUUCCUAUGGGAGACACAAAUAAUAGUUGAUAAAUGGAUAAAUUAAGACAAUGGUAAGUUAUUGCUGUUAAUAUAUAAAUAUAUCUAUAUAUUUUUGCCAUUUCUGUAAAAAAGGGUGAAAGGGCAACAAUUCAGGUUGAAGAUAUUUCUUUCUUAAUCUAUGAAUAUUUUUAGGGACUGAGGAUUUUUGCCUUUUUAUGAAAAUAUUAAGAUUUUAAAUGUGGCAAACAUAGUACAGAAAAUGUGACUUUUUCUUUUUCAACGAUAUCCAGUGAUGAUUGUAUCUAUUUUGCAGAGAAUAUGUUGGAAUUUUGAAAAAUUUUUUUUGUAAUUCUUGUGUCAAUCAUAAAGCAUCAGCAUGUUCGAUGAUCAUUGAAGGUUUUUUUUUUUACACUUACCAGUGACUAGAGGUAAUCGCGUUCAGCAAUGACUUGCUUGGUUUGUAUUUAAACCAAACAGUAUUUGGUGGAACGGACUGCAGAUUCUGUUUAUACUAGUUUUACAACAUCCAGAUUGACUUCACAGGCAAAACCUUCGCCUGUAUUACAUUGUGUACAUGUCAGACGUGUACUUGCCCCUUGCUUUCAGCUGACGGAGAUUAAGUGUGUACAUACGCCGUUUUUGUCCAUGAACUGUGACAUUGAGCCUUCCAUGCCUGUGUCCUUCCUCGACCAUCCUUCCUUUUCCCCCUCCUUUCUUGCCACAUUCUUUCUUUUAGUCAUAUCGUACUGUACAUAAUGAGAAGCGUCACUUGUAUUUUGAAGAUGUAAAAUAUCUGUACAUAGAAAACCUUCUGAGCAGAGAGGAGUUAUUUUCUGCUUGUUUUACUUGAUGUAUGUUUUGAAGACUUGUUGAUGCUGUAUAAAAACAUACCUAGAGCUACUGUACAGUGUUGUUUGUUUUCUAAAGGUACAGUAUGAGGUGUAGAAAGGUCAUGAGCACCAACGCGCCUUUUUCCUGUGUAUUUUUUGAAAGGGUUUUAGGGAAAUGGGCGGGGACUCUAACAAAUCACACACACCUGAACAGGUUAAUGAGGUGUGAAGUGGAAUAAUUAAAAUCUGGUUAUUUAGCUUUUUAUGGAGAGGACUGAAGACACAAUAUUGACCUGCUCACUAUUUUCUCUCGUGUUGGACAUGUGGGCAGGGCUUACUUCAACCAGGUGGCAAUAUAUCUUGAGACUUAUUUUAUAAGAAGAAAAAAAUUAGAAAACUCUCUUUUAUAUAUAUAAAUAUAUAGAUAUAUUAUUUAAUUUUAUUUUUGAAAAUAAAACUUGAAGCAACAGUAAUUACUAGAUAAACAUGUUUUGUUCUGCACAUCACGUGGGAUGAUAUGAUCAUGCAAAAAGUCAUUUGCAGUUGCUUUUGCCCUGGCGGAAUAUAUUCUACCAUCUUUCUUUUGGAGGAUUACGUUUUAUGUACAUUAAUAUAGAUGUAAACAUACUGAGUCUCUGUACAAAACUGAUGGCAAAUGAACAAAUUGUUUCAUCAUUUCUGCGCCUUGAAAAGACUGGAACUAUUUAAACUUUUGUUUCGUAUUCGGAUGGAAAUUUGACCACUUCCUGUUUCUUGUUCAUUUUUGGUGCUUGUUGAGGAAAAAGCAAAAAAAAUGUUGCUACACUUUUAUUAGUUUCUUUUUUUAAAUUAUUUUGGUGGUCUGAUUGUUUUUUUUUGCCAAUAAAUUAAUUGUACAAUAAAGUAUGUUUGUACCAUUUGGGAAAAAUACCACAUUUGUGCCUCUUUUUAUUUUU